Blepharisma stoltei is the source of this 360-nucleotide messenger RNA. Lineage: Eukaryota; Ciliophora; Heterotrichea; Heterotrichida; Blepharismidae. The record is from the annotation of a GenBank genome assembly.
AUGUCUAUAUCCCUCGCGAUUACUACACCCAGCGUCCUCGUGGCUUCUGUUUUGUCGAGUUUAACAAGUACGAUGAUGCCAAGGCAGCUCUUGAAAAAACAGAUGGGACCGAGCUCCAAGGCAGCACGCUUAAAAUUGUUUUUGCUCGCGAAGGCCGGAAAGGAGUAAUUGUAAUGUAGCCUGAUGAAAUGAGGCGAAGAGAUAGAUGGAGAAGAAGAAGGUCCAGCUCCCCAAGGUACCGGAGAAGAUCUAGAAGGUAAAUUGCACAUAGCCGCACUCCUCCAAGGCACAGCAGGAGAGACAGAUCAGAGUCAAGUUCAAGGUAAUUCAAAUAUACAAGUUUUUAAGAGCACAUUCUAA